ACAAUCCAACAGACCAGAAAGGGAGGAUAAAUUCCCCUGCUAUCCCUCAGUCACUUUUAAUCUGGACACAGGAAAGAAAGUGAUAAAUGUGAAGGAAAUGCACCUAUGAAUGAGUCAGUUCAUCAGCUGAUUCCACCAUUCUGGAUUGAUGUGACUUGUUCAGGAACAACUGCAUGACUUGCAUCUAGGAAAGAGAUGGUGGGUCUGGCUGUCUCCUCAGCAGCUGUUUCUGCGAUGGAGCUCUUGGUGACGGAGUUGAAUGUGCUGUUGAAGCUGUUGGACCAUGAGACCCUGAGCUGUGCUACAGAAGAGAAGAAAACAGCCGUGAAGAACCUUCUCAGACAACUUCAGCCCUCAGUCACUGGAAAAGACUAUACAUACAUGAACACCUCAGUAUACAGAAAUGGAACCAGCUUUGUCGAAUCCCUUUUCGAUACAUUUGAUUGUGACCUCGGGGAGCUGAAAGUUGAAAUGGAGGAUCAGAAGAAAGGUCCAGAGACAAAACACACCAACCACACUGUCCCCAAACCAAGCACAGCGGACUCGCCUCCCCCACUGCCCAACACACCACCUCCAGAGGAUUAUUAUGAAGAGGCCGUGCCACUCAGCCCUGGAAAAAUGCCAGAAUAUAUCACCAGCCGCAGCAGCUCCAGUCCUCCUAAUUCUAUUGAAGACGGAUAUUACGAAGAUGCUGACAACAAUUACCCAACAACGCAAGUGAACGGACGACGCAAAAACUCCUAUAAUGACUCGGAUGCCUUAAGCAGUUCUUAUGAGUCAUAUGAUGAGGAAGAGGAAGAGAAAGGCCAGCGUUUGACGCACCAGUGGCCCUCAGAGGAGAACUCCAUGGCCCCGGUGAGAGACUGCCAUAUCUGUGCCUUCCUGCUGAGGAAGAAACGCUUUGGCCAGUGGGCCAAACAGCUCACUGUCAUCCGUGAGAACAGACUCCAGUGCUAUAAAAGCUCUAAAGACCAGUCACCCUACACGGACAUACCGCUCAGCCUGUGCACCGUCAUUUACGUGCCCAAAGACGGCCGGAGGAAGAAGCAUGAGCUCCGAUUCUCUCUUCCCGGUGGAGAGGCCCUGGUGUUAGCCGUGCAGAGCAAGGAGCAAGCCGAGAAAUGGCUCCAAGUGGUGCGUGACGUUAGGUCAGGGAAUGGGUUGGACAGCCCAUCAUCUCCCAUGAUUCCUAGGAAGAUUGAACUGGAUAAGUGCUGUUCUUCAGAGAAGCAAACCUCAGAUUCUGACAGUAUGCCAAGUGUUGAAAGUGCUCGUGAUGGACGGGAAAAUGGUAAAGCCAAGCGAGGUGCGCUGUCAGAGCUAACAGGCACCGUAAGCCGAGCCGCAGGAAGAAAGAUCACAAGAAUUAUCAGUUUCUCCAAAAGAAAGCCUCCACUGCCAGGAGAUGCCCGCACGUCACUCGACCAGGAUCCUCGGUGUGGUUAUGUAGGAGUGCUGUUGAAUCAGUGCUGGAAGGAACACUGGUGUCGUGUGCGGGCCGGAUCUCUUUACCUUUACCAUGAGAAAGGAGAACAGCGGGUCCCCCACACUACUGUGGCUCUGAAGGGAUGUGAGGUUGUCCCAGGCCUCGGGCCCAAACACCCCUUCGCCCUGAGGAUACUGAAAGGAGGUGCAGAGCUGGCAGCUUUAGAGGCGAGUUGCUCAGAGGACAUGGGCCGCUGGCUGGGAGUCCUGUUGGCAGAAACCGGUUCCUCUGCUGACCCUGAGUCCCUUCAUUAUGACUAUGUAGAUGUGGAAACUAUUGCCAACAUCCGUACAGCUGCCCGUCACUCUUUCCUAUGGGCAACCUCCACAGAUUCGAGAACGUAUGAUGAGGUCCCUUUUGAAGCCAUAGAGGAAAAUAAGAGGUUGAGGGGAGGAGCACAAACGAAACGUCGUUCAUCUUUCUCCAGCAGUGACACAGGAAAGCCCAGUCCACAAAUCACCCUAAAGCGCCACGGCUCCAACGCAAAUCAAUACGGGAGGUAUGGGAAAACGCGGGCACAAGAGGACGCACGCCGAUACUUGAAAGAAAAAGAAGACCUGGAGAAAGAAAUAGACGGUAUCAGAAGCACACUAGUCUCACUGAGGAAUAAGAAACGAGAGGCAAAAGAGAAGAUGAAGGGUGCAACGGAUAAGCAGAAGUUGGCUUUAGAGGAGCGUGUAUCCCAGCUGGAGGACAGCUGUCGGGUGAAAGAAGGAGCGCGUGUGGACCUAGAGCUCAAGCUCACGCAGGUGAAGGAGAACCUGAAGAAAUCUUUGGCUGGUGGAGAACUGGGGGCGCCUACAGAGUCUAAAUCUUCAAACAAGACUCAAAAGAUGGAGACUCAGUAUAUUGAGUCGUUUCUUCCUGUCAGCUGCGCAUCUGAAAUUCGUAAGCGGCCCCCCUCCAUCUAUGCAUCCACUAAGGGAAAUGUUAUGCAGAAAGCUAAGGAAUGGGAAUCCAAGAAGGGGACUUAAACUGCUGAUCAGGAAGACCUACAGACUUAAGACUUUGUGCCAUGUCAAGAUUAACAUGAGGACUUUUCUACCAACUUCCCCCAAGACAGACUGCUGCAUAUGCAAAUCUUUUGACUAUAACGGCUGCCACUUUUGUAACUUUAUAAUGGGGCUACAAUGACAAAGUAGCAGCUCUAUUAAUACUUUGCAGUCAAAUGAUGACGUCCUAUAUCUUGUGAAGUUCUACAAUACUGGUGCAAAAUAUUGAAGGAAUUAGGCAGUAUGAGGAAUAAUAGUUUGUCCACUGAAAGUGCAAGAAAGUUGUGGGUAGGUUAUAAAGGAUGAUGGCAACACGUUUGAGACAAUCCACUUUAAAAUCGUAUUUUAAGAGGGAUAUGGUGAUUGAUUUGUACAGUCUUUUUUUUUUUCACUCCAUUGCUUAUACGGUAUUUCUGGGGUAACUCCUGCGCUUAACCAAGUGGUGCUAAUAACAGUGUACAUAUGACAAUUGUAAGUAAUUUUAACAUUCCUUUUUUUAAAACUAGCCUCAAUGUUUAACUGAUCUUUCUGUUUGUAACUUUUUCUUUACCACCUUUUAAUGUGAGUAACAUUUGCACUUUAAAAUGUCUUUAGACAUGGAGAUGGGAAUAUUCUUUUAAUAAAGAAAAAAAACAAAAAAAAACAGGCAUUUUU
Molecule: messenger RNA, 3132 nt
Organism: Onychostoma macrolepis
Lineage: Eukaryota; Metazoa; Chordata; Actinopteri; Cypriniformes; Cyprinidae
Gene: afap1l1a
Product: actin filament associated protein 1-like 1a
Cellular component (GO): cytosol
Molecular function (GO): SH3 domain binding
Source: RefSeq, a predicted model, not a curated record